This is a messenger RNA of Mytilus californianus (California mussel), 916 nucleotides long. RefSeq lists its product as uncharacterized. Lineage: Eukaryota; Metazoa; Mollusca; Bivalvia; Mytilida; Mytilidae. The record is from RefSeq and is a predicted model, not a curated record. The coding region runs from base 2 to 634 and encodes 210 amino acids. The transcript has 8 exons.
CAUGACUGUUACCAAAAUUAAGAAAUACAUCCCUGGAGAAGAUGUUAUUUUAGAAUGUAAUGUUAAUAUUACUUCUAAUCAUACGAUCUCUUGGUUUUUUGAAACAAAAGUUAUUUGGACUGGAGACAAACUAAAUGAAAUGAGUAACAAUUCAUUAAGAUACGAAAUAACAGAAAAAAUAAAUCUUCGAAUUAAGAAUACAAGUAUUCAUGACGAAGGGAUAUAUACGUGUCUACCUGUUCCUCCUAUGAAUAAUGGAAAAUACACGGUGACACUGGAAAGUGAACCAUUUCGAGAAAAGAACAGUUCAAACAGCAGUCAUUCAUCAAAAUCAAAUGUUCAGAACAAUCAAACAACAGUUCAUACUUCAUCGACAGAGACAACAGACCAGAUAUUAAAUGCUGAAGUAAAAACAAACUUAAACGAAGAAAAAAACAACGUCAAAAACCAGAAUAUACAUUUGUAUGUCUUUGUAUACAUUGCUUGCUGUUGUGGUUGCAGUUUAAUGUUUUGCGCAGGUGGUUUCAUCGUUCAGAAAAUGAAUAGAGUAAAAGAAAAAGAAACCAACAAGAAGAAAGUAAAUGUGGUUGGUAAAUGUAAAGACAUCCAUAAACAUAAAAGAAUGAAUAAUUAAUAAAGUUCAGGGCAAAAGACGAAUACUCUGAUGGGAGUAAAGCUAGGAAGAAAACCUAUUGGAAAACGGUCCUGAUGGGGGACCUUAAAUCUCAUCACAACAACAGUCGUUUGGUGGAAGAACGAUAUUUACCAAUGGCAAUGAAGAUUCACAUAAUACUUCCACGUUUCACAAGUGUCUUUUGACGCUGUCAAAUGGCUUGCUUGGCUUUAUUGUAUUUAUAGAAGAAUAUAUGUUUCUUAGUUUUAUAGUUUUAAGUAAUUAUUAAAUUUUUUGAUAGAA